ACCAUGCCAUCCUCAAGCAACCACGACACAGACAAAGAACGCCGUCUCAUCGGCGUCUUCAUAUGCACAUACGUCCGCGUCCACUACGCCAAUGAGCAUUUCAUCAAAAACCACCUCACCAGAAUCUUCGCCGCCGUGCUUGAACUAGACGAAGACGUCCUCAAAGACCAACUCCAAGACAAGUACGGAGAUGAAAUGGUUCGCGCCGAAGAGGACAAGAUUGCCAGAUGGAAGGAACGCACCAAGAGUGGUCUUGUGGAUUCUGCUGCCGAGCUUGUGGAAGAUGUGGCUAGAGAGACGGUGGGAGAGUUCGGAGUUGCGCAGCAGGAGUGCAUGUUUCGGCUUGCUUGGGACAUGUAUACUGUUGCCAGAAGGCUGGAGGAGCCCAGCAUCGAGUUUAUCUGA
This is a messenger RNA of Aureobasidium namibiae CBS 147.97, 405 nucleotides long. RefSeq lists its product as uncharacterized. The record is from RefSeq and is a predicted model, not a curated record. NCBI's taxonomy places the organism in Eukaryota, Fungi, Ascomycota, Dothideomycetes, Dothideales, Saccotheciaceae. The transcript has a single exon. The annotation marks the transcript as partial.